This is a messenger RNA of Pieris macdunnoughi, 648 nucleotides long. The record is from the annotation of a GenBank genome assembly. NCBI's taxonomy places the organism in Eukaryota, Metazoa, Arthropoda, Insecta, Lepidoptera, Pieridae.
AUGGAAGAUGAACUAAAUUCCUCUGAACUAGGUUCACUAACCUACUGGCAAGACACGUAUGUAAAGGAGCUCGAUAAUUAUGAACAGAGUGGAGACAUUGGUGAUGUAUGGUUUGGGGAAGACAGUGCUUUGCGGGUCAUUAAAUGGAUUUGUGACUGUGGUUUGGAAAAGGACUCACCUAUUAUUGAUUUAGGUUGUGGAAAUGGGUUUACAUUAUCAUCAUUAGCUGAUGAGGGCUUUUUGAACUUGCUAGGUGUAGAUUACUGUGAGGAGGCUAUAGCUCUGGCAGAGAAAGUUAACAAAGAAUAUACAAUAUUGAAAUUUAAGAUUUUUGACAUAAUCAAUGAUGAUGCCGCUUCUCUUGGUAAAUUUGGUGUAGUACAUGAUAAAGGGACAUAUGAUGCUAUAUGUUUGAAUCCAAAUGUAAAGGAAUACAGACCAAAAUAUAUACAACAAGUUGUUGACAUGUUAAACGAUAAUGGUUUGUUCGUGAUAACAUCGUGCAAUUGGACUGAAUCGGAAUUAAUAAAGCAAUUUAGUGAGAAAUUGAAAUUGAAAUGUGUAAUACCAACGCCACAAUUUAAAUUUGGCGGGAAAGUUGGAAGUGUUGUUUCAUCUGUGGUGUUUGAAAAAAUAAUAAAGACUUAA